Messenger RNA from Ostreococcus lucimarinus CCE9901, 2514 nucleotides. RefSeq lists its product as hypothetical. The record is from RefSeq and is a predicted model, not a curated record. Lineage: Eukaryota; Viridiplantae; Chlorophyta; Mamiellophyceae; Mamiellales; Bathycoccaceae. Bases 155 to 2224 code for a protein of 689 amino acids. The transcript has a single exon.
UGGCCUAUACUUUGGCAACAUCCCGCGCUUUGAUUACUGUACAGUAAUCAAAGCGCGGGAUACCGUGGAAUGGACUCGGAAAAACCUCUAGAAGUUCGGCGGCGCCAUUCCGCGCGCGAUCUCAGCGGGCGAGCGUGAUCACCAACGUGGACCGAUGAGGCACCGAUCGUACCGUGUAUGCAAUGGACGCACGCUCGCACUCAUCGCGCUCGUCGUGCUUGUCGCACGCACGCAGCGCGUCUUCGCUUCGCCGACCGACGAGCGAAGAUUCUGGACGCCCACUGUCGUCGCCGUGGACGACGGCGUCGGUUCGAAGAUCCGACGCAUGGGAAACGAUGUGGAGAAAUCGAAGUCUUUCGUGUUUGAGAACACGGUAGCGGAAUCGCUGACAAGAGAUGGCGUCGUCGCGGUGCGAGUGCGAGGCUUGAACGAAGCAAAGACACAGAGCGCAAAACUCUUCAUGGAUUGCGCGCGGGUUACGGAUAAUGUUGCAGUAGAAGAGUACGACGAUGGAUCCAGGCGCGUGACGCUCGCCACGACGACGAAGCAGAGGGGGAGUGGUUUCGGGGAACCCACGUCCAAAGCAUGUAAGAAGUUCGAGGUCACGACGAAAAUGCUUCGCGCGAAAGUUUCUGUGGCCGAACAAGCAAUCACGGACGUGUUUCAGAGCAAGUUUUCAGAUCUGAGUGAAUUUGCGAACGGGGUACUGAUGCAGGGAGAGAACGGCGAGACCUAUAAAACUUUCUCGGAAGUAUUGAAAGACUGCGAGCACCUUGAACAUUUUCACGGCUACACGAUUUCACCACAACAAAAAUUGAAGAAUAGUAAAGUGCGGACGAUCGAAGAGCACACGGAUCAAGGUCUACUCAUCGCAUUCGUCCCGGCCAUAAUUGUCGAUGCAGUGACGGGAAGGCGCGAUAAGUUUUCCUCAACCGGCGAUUUUUAUAUGACGCUUCCUGGGCAUCGCAAGGUGCUUCUCCAUUUUGACACGCUUCCAGACGAUGUCGUUAUUUUUAUGCUGGGUCAAGCAAUCGAGCAACAAAUCACUCCCAAACUUGCAAACGGCCUUGAGCUUCACGCUGUACCACACGCAAUGGAUAUGCCCAAUCUUAAAUCUAAUCAGUUCAGAUUUUGGUAUGGGCGAAUGUUCCUCCCACCUGAGAAUGCCUUGGACGAAAGCCAUGGUCUCUCUUUUGGGACAGUGCGCGCUAACAUCAUCGAAGAUUUCGCACGUGGGCUGAAGACAUCCGUGGGAUGUGGUCGUGAGCUCCUCUCCGUGGCAGGGAGCGGUUCAUGCGCUAGCAACCAGAUAUGGUGCUGGAUGCGAUGCAUGAAUCACUCAGCGCCGGCGAGCAAUCCACUCACAUGCAGGACGGGUCAUAGUGUCCAAUGUUUGAGCCAAAGACUGGAAGUCUGGACGGAUGCCGACAGUCAUGGUGAUUAUAAUCCUGGAUGCACCGACGAGACCAACGAGACAAAGCCCGUCACCGAUCCACCGACCAUCCCAGCUCGAGCAGCCUCUUGUACAGAUGGAAACGCCUGGGAAACUUUUUUGAACCACUCCGAAUAUGAAAACAGCUUGGAGCUGUUACAAGAUAAGUUAUAUUUACUCUGGACUGUUCAAAAUGGUAAGUUAAAAGCCCGAGUUGCCUUCAAUGGCAAGAUUGGUUGGUUUGCUCUCGGCAUCAAAAACCUAGGAGGGAAACACAACGGGAUGAACGGGGCGAACAUCGUCAUGGGCGUCCACGACCCUCAUCCAAUGGGUCACGACAGCAAUUUCGGUUCUCCUUAUGUUGGAAAGAGCAGUGCGAAACAAUACAAAAUCCACGAUCAUUCUUCUGCUUUUCGACAUUGGAAUGACACUGCUGACGUUGCCUCACCCUUCGUGAGUUCGACGACGUUCAAUUCAUGUUUCAGUUGUAUGCGUUUCGAGACGGCCUCGAUACGGGGCGAGGCUCUGAAUCUCACCUCUGGUAUUAAUGAACUCAUCUGGGCUGCUCAUGAUGGCACUUACCUCAAAGGCUACCAUGAAGUACAAGGAUUCGAUCGGAGAGAUGCACGCGGGCAUCUCACGCUUGACCUGACGCGAAAUUACGGUCGUGUAACGUGCGGCUUCUCAAGAGGCUGGGCUGCGGCGAGUCAAACAUGUGCUUUUUCGGCAGCAAGCACUCCUUCAGCGAUAGUUUCUAUAUCCAUUGCUGUCAUUGCAAUCCUCGUUAUGUGACGCGGAAGUUUGCAUUCUUCACGAUCUUUCAAUCGACACCCGAAACAGUCUGAGCACGCACCGACAGUCACGCCGUUGUAGGUCCCGGCGUGAUAACAGAACUCUUCGCUUGAUGCGAGUGCGUUCGUGCUCGCGUACGCACUCGAAACGGUGCAGUCGGCGUGAGAGAAACACACGUCGCCCGGGUCCGCGCGCGCGGUGUGCGCGACGGCGAGAGCGAAAACGAACGGCACGAGGAGGUUCUGAAACAUUUUUGGUGUGGGUUUAGCUCGCGAAAAAGUUUCAGCGAG